AUGUUGGAGCGGAAAGGAAGACAGGCGACGACUAGAGUUCCGGGAGCAAGGGCGCAGGGAAAAACGAACUGGCAGACUGGUCAGAACUGCGAGCGAAAGCGAGUCGUGCUCCGCGGUUGCGCAUCCAUCGGAUUGAAGGGGCCCCAUGUGUCCUUGCACUUGAUUCAGUUGGUUGUUGUUCGCUUCCUAGACGAUGGAAUCCACAAGGCACGUCGGUCACAGGUCGAUGAGAAGGCCAAGGUGCCAAAGUGCAAUGGUUCGAAUGGCAGCAUGGGUAACGCGCUAAGGGUAUCAAGUGAAGGGGUAGAAGAUCGAUGGGGGAACGUCAACGUGGACAACGAGUGGGACAUCGAGGGCCUUGAUUCAUGA
Molecule: messenger RNA, 369 nt
Organism: Cantharellus anzutake
Lineage: Eukaryota; Fungi; Basidiomycota; Agaricomycetes; Cantharellales; Hydnaceae
Exons: 3
Coding region: 1-369 (122 amino acids)
Source: RefSeq, a predicted model, not a curated record